Messenger RNA from Capsaspora owczarzaki ATCC 30864, 1878 nucleotides. RefSeq lists its product as hypothetical. Bases 83 to 1525 code for a protein of 480 amino acids. The transcript has 2 exons. Gene Ontology annotation, biological process: positive regulation of transcription by RNA polymerase II. Gene Ontology annotation, molecular function: protein dimerization activity; DNA-binding transcription factor activity. The record is from RefSeq and is a predicted model, not a curated record. Gene Ontology annotation, cellular component: RNA polymerase II transcription regulator complex. Lineage: Eukaryota; Filasterea; Ministeriida; Capsasporidae.
UUGCACUACACAUCUUUUUUGUCGUAGUGUGUUGUCUCUCUGAAUCCCGACGCUUAACACUUUCUUUUUACUUUUUUUUUUUAUGCCGUUCAAGAAAUCAACGCCCGCGUCUGUGGGCAGUGGCCAGAGCGUGCCAGUUCUCACUGGUGCCACAGUAGCAGCGUCGGCGCCAGGCUCGUCAUUAUCAUCGUCAGCAUCGUCGCUGGCAUCCGCAUCUGCAUCGGACCUGACCUCCCGAUUGGCGCUCAUGAUGGCUAUUGCAGACCGACACAACGGUGCUCUUCCAGCGGCAGGAGCCGACGCAGACCGCCACCUGCAGCGGCUCAUUGAGCAAAACCAGGCCAUCCUCGACCACCAGCACUCUUCAUCGUCAUCGCUCUCCUCCACUUCCAUCGACGCAGACGACGACGACGACAACAACAACAAUAUCGACGACGACGAUGAGGAUGGCUGCGACCUCCUCACUGCCAAAGCCUCGCGCAAAUCGGACGGAAAUCUCGUAUCAGGCGCACAAGCCACACCCGAGCGCAAGUGGAAGCAUGCUCAAGUGGAAAAGCGUCGCCGAGAGGCACUCAACACCCGCAUCGAGGAGAUUGGAGCCGUCCUGCCCGCGUUCGAGCCCCCGGCAAACAUGCCCGGCGCACGCAAGGAGCACAAGGCUGCCAUUUUGGCGCGCGCCUACGAUUACAUCGAGUACAUGCAGGCGUGCCAGGCGCAGCUCCAGUCAGUGUACCAGUUCUCGCUCACCCAGGUCGAUGCCACUCGAGCUCAUCUCGAGCAACUCCGCGAGCAAGCGCGUGCCAUCAACCCCGCUGCCGCCGAGGCCAUCCCCCGCUCUACUGACACUGCGCCACUCGCUCAGACGCUGGCUGCCAAUGUCGCCAUGGUCCACACGCCGCCCGCGUCUCGCAAGUCGGCCGCUCCUCCGUCGCAGCCCGUGAGCUCCUCGUCGUCAUCGAUCGCCUCGUUCGCCGCUCCCGUUGGGCUGUCGCUGCAGGUGACAACACCCGACCUGCCAGAGUCUGGCCCGAGCAGCGCGCGGUCUUCCUUCUCGUCCCUCUCGUCCCGGUCAUCCAAGUCGUCUGUCUCUGGCAUUGUCGAGGACACGUUUGCGCACGAGGCUUGCUCGCCUGUGCUCAUGCCCGCUGCUGUCGAUCGCGACCCCUCGAUGGACCCGCUGGCCAUGUUUUUGGCGUUGCAAUCGUCCUUCCACCACCAUUCCCUGCCUCAAACCACGGGCGGCAUUUACAAUGACUUGCUGCACGACCCGCACGGCGCCAAGUGGAUGGAGCAAUCCUCCAAGCUUGCGCAAAUUGGGACUGCCACCAUUCCCGUCACGCCAGACUUUGGCUUGCAAGCCGCAGCGCCGGCUCUGCCUGGUCUCACUGACAUGCUGCUCAAUUCUGCGGAGGACAUUCUCCAUCUGCUUGACGACGAGCCAUCGAUGCACCACAUUUCCCAGCUGGGCUCGACACCACUCUACGAUCUUCUGAAUGGCCUCGAUGUCUCGAUGUCGGUUGUAUGAUAAUCUUUGGCUUGUUCGUUCCCCCCUUCCUUUUUUGAUUCUUUUUUUUUUUUUGGGACAUUGGUUCUUUGCGGCCUCCAGGCAGCUCUGACUGCCGUAUGACCAUCUUGCCGCUGGCACGGCUUUUUGAUUCUUCUCUUUGGUUGUGGACACUUUCCAUUCAUUUUUAUCCGACUUGUUGUUGUUGCAAUCUUGAUUGCAAUUGAUCGCCGUCUCGUUGUUGUGUGUUUUUUUUGUUUGCGUCAUUGCUCUUGUGGACAAAUCGUUACCUUUGUGUUAGCGUGUCUUCGUUUCUUUGUUGUUAGUUUAUCCAUUCUGUUGUUUAUGCAACAUUAAAGAUUGUUCUUAUCCAA